AUGAAGUUAGCUGAACUAACUUCUAAAAAAGUGACUUCUUUGGGAAGAGAAACGAUCGAAAUUUUGAUCGCGAAACUGAUCCUUGACAAGUAUUUGGAAGAGCAUUUUCAUUAUACGCCCUACUCAAUUAUUAGUUACGUUGUACUCGGCGAAAGGAGCACCAUUUUGAAACAUAAUCCGAAACAUCAGAUUGAAUAUCCAAUUCCUUCGAAUUCAUUAACGUUGAGUAAGAAGCAGAAACCAGUCUCACGCAAGAGGCCUCUUGUUAUUGAUGAUGACGAUGUCGUUAUCUGA
This is a messenger RNA of Thelazia callipaeda (thelaziosis nematode), 294 nucleotides long. The record is from the annotation of a GenBank genome assembly. Lineage: Eukaryota; Metazoa; Nematoda; Chromadorea; Rhabditida; Thelaziidae.